GCCGCGCCGCUGAGCCGGGCCCGUCCCGUCCCGUCGAGGCGCCAGCCCCCUCUGCUGCUGCCGGGGGCUCGGCCGGGCGAGCGCGGGCUGGGCCGGGCCGCGGGCUGGGCCCGGCUGGGCCGCCCGCCCGCCUAUGGGCUGAGAGCAGAAUGCCCGUCCGCCGCGGGCACGUCGCCCCCCAGAACACCUUCCUCGACACCAUCAUCCGCAAGUUCGAGGGCCAGAGCCGCAAGUUCAUCAUUGCCAACGCGCGAGUGGAGAACUGCGCCAUCAUCUACUGCAACGAUGGCUUCUGCGAGCUGUGUGGCUACACGCGGGCAGAGGUCAUGCAGAAGCCGUGCACGUGCGACUUCCUGUACGGGCCGGGCACCCAGAAGACCUCCGCCGUGCAAAUUGCCCAGGCGCUGUUGGGCUCUGAGGAGCGCAAGGUGGAGAUCUGCUUCUACAGGAAGGAUGGCAGCUGCUUCCUGUGCCUGGUGGACGUGGUGCCGGUGAAGAACGAGGAUGGGGCCGUCAUAAUGUUCAUCCUGAACUUCGAGGUGGUCAUGGAGCGGGACCUGCUGACCAGCCCGGUCAAGAACACCAACCACUGGGUCUCGCCAGCGGCCUGGCUCCCCACAGCUCGUGGCAAGUCCUUCCGGCUGAAGCUGCCGGCUUUGCUGGCCUCGACCGGGAGCAAGCAGUCGCUGCCACAGGACGACCCCGAUGAAGACGUGGUGGUGGACUUCUCCAAGCAGAGCAGUGAGUCCGUGGCCCUGAACGAGGCCCCCUCCUCUCUGGACAACACCUGCCUGGGCCACGGGGAGCCUGAGGACCGGCAGGCCUUGAUGGAGCGUGAGGGGGGCGGGGGGGCGGAGCCCCCCAUCACCCACUCCUCCCCACGGAUGGACAAGCCCCCCCGCCUCAACCUGCAGGCCUCCUUCUCCAACUGCAGCCUGACCCGCAGCCGCCUCCCCUCACAGAGCUUCUUCAGCGUGCGCCGAGCCUCCUCCGUGGACGACAUCGAGGCCAUGAAGGCUGAGAGCGACAAGGGGCGGGGCCAGGGCCACCACGCCAGCACAGGUGCCGUGAACCACGCCCGGAACCACCUGCUGAACUCCACCUCCGACUCGGACCUCGUGCGCUAUCGGGCCAUCAGCAGGAUCCCCCAGAUCACCCUCAACUUUGUGGACUUCAAGGCCGAGGCCUUCCUGACCGCCCCGCCCAGCGAGAAAGAGAUCAUCGCCCCCAGCAAGAUGAAGGACCGCACCCACCACGUCACGGAGAAAGUCACACAGGUGCUGUCGCUGGGCGCGGACGUCCUCCCGGAGUACAAGCUGCAGGCCCCCCGCAUCCACAAAUGGACCAUUCUGCAUUACAGUCCCUUCAAGGCGGUCUGGGAUUGGCUGAUCUUGCUGCUCGUGAUCUACACGGCCAUCUUCACGCCGUACUCGGCGGCCUUCCUGCUCAACGAUGGAGACGAGGUGCAGCGGCGGGCCUGCGGCUACUCCUGCAGCCCCCUCAACGUGGUGGACCUCAUCGUGGACAUCAUGUUCAUUAUCGACAUCUUGAUCAACUUCCGGACCACCUACGUCAACUCCAACGAGGAAGUGGUCAGCCACCCGGCCAAGAUCGCCAUCCACUACUUCAAGGGCUGGUUCCUCAUCGACAUGGUCGCCGCCAUCCCCUUUGACCUGCUGAUUUUCGGCUCCGGAUCGGAGGAGACCACCACCCUGAUUGGGCUGCCUGGAAGACUCCGGCUAAUCUGGGGCCGCCGGGUCCCUGCUUCCCUGCUGCUGAUGUGCACCUUUGCGCUGGAUGCAGCCCCACCUGGCUGGCCUUGCAUCUGAGUAAUGCCAUCGCCGGGGAACGUGGAGGGCGACACCAUCGGCUGGCUGCACUCCCUGGGCAGCCAGAUCGGCAAGCCCUUCAACGAGACCCACCCGCGCCACGGGCCGUCCAUCAAGGACAAGUACGUGACGGCGCUCUACUUCACCUUCAGCAGCCUGACCAGCGUCGGCUUCGGCAACGUCUCCCCCAACACCAACCCGGAAAAGAUCUUCUCCAUCUGCGUCAUGCUCAUUGGCUCUCUGAUGUACGCCAGCAUCUUUGGGAAUGUCUCGGCCAUCAUCCAGCGGCUCUACUCCGGGACGGCUCGCUACCACACCCAGAUGCUGCGCGUGCGGGAGUUCAUCCGCUUCCACCAGAUCCCCAACCCCCUGCGGCAGCGCCUGGAGGAGUAUUUCCAGCACGCCUGGUCCUACACCAACGGCAUUGACAUGAACGCGGUGCUGAAGGGCUUCCCGGAGUGCCUGCAGGCGGACAUUUGCUUGCACCUCAACCGGACGCUGCUGCAGAACUGCAAGCCCUUCAAGGGGGCCACCAAGGGCUGCCUGCGAGCCCUGGCCAUGAAGUUCAAGACCACCCACGCGCCCCCUGGGGACACGCUGGUCCACGCGGGCGACGUGCUGAUGGCCCUCUAUUUCAUCUCCCGGGGCUCCAUCGAGAUCCUGCGUGGUGACGUGGUGGUGGCCAUCCUAGGGAAAAACGACAUAUUUGGAGAGCCCCUCAACCUGUAUGCGCGCCCCGGGAAGUCCAAUGCAGACGUGCGAGCCCUGACCUACUGUGACCUGCACAAGAUCCACCGGGAAGACCUUCUGGAGGUCCUGGACAUGUACCCGGAGUUCUCCGACCACUUCUGGUCCAACCUGGAGAUCACCUUCAACCUGCGAGAUACAAACAUGAUCCCCGGCUCCCCAGGCAGCGAGGAGAUCAAUGGCAGCUUCAACAGACUUCGUCGCCGCAAACUCUCCUUCCGCCGCCGCACUGCAAAAGACGAGGCGAACGCAGGAGAGGCGAAAGGCCAGCAGAGGGCUCUGCCCGUGGGCCAGAACUGCCCAGGCGCCCCCCGCAGCCCGCCCAGGUGGGACCCCUGCCUCAGCAGCUCAGUGGCGUCCAGCCCCCCUUCCAGCGAUGAGGAAGAAGCCCCCGCCCCUACCUGCAACACCACGCAGCUCUCGCCCUGCGGCCCCGCUGGGGGCCCUCCUUCCCCCACAGUGACGGAGCGCCAAGGAAGUGAGACGUGCAACCCUCUUUCAGGAGCCUUCUCCGGGGUGUCCAACAUCUUCAGCUUCUGGGGGGACGGCCGAGAGCGCCAGUACCAGGAGCUGCCCCGCUGCCCCGUCCCCGCCCACACGGCCCUCAACAUCCCCCUGGCUGGCAGCGCUGGGGGGCGGCGGCAUCGCUGUGAGCUGGAGAACCGCCUGGACCUGCUUCAGAAGCAGCUGAACAGGCUGGAAGCUCGCCUGACAGCAGACGUAGGAGCCGUUAUGCAGCUGCUGCAGCGGCAAGCGGUCCUGGUGCCGCCGGCCUACAGCACCGUCACGUCUCCGCUUCCACCGUUCGACCCAGAGCCUGUCCCAGGAGAGUGCCCCCUUCCUGCCACCCUUGCCCAAGGCCAGGCUCUCCGGCCCCCCACUCAGCAGGUGCCUGGCUUCCCAGUGCUGCCAGCCAAUCCCGCCCAUCCCAGCGACGUGGUACUGCUCGUGGAGCCAACUCUGCUGUCGCCUCGGCGCCUUUCACUCCCGGGACACCUGGCCCCAGCCGGCCCGGACUCUUCCACGGACUUGCAGAGACACAGCUCGGACCCUGGCAGUUAAUGGCGCUCCGGGCGAGGCCCGGCCCAAAGGCCUUUCUGGGAGCUGGAACUGAGCCCCUUGUUGUGGAUGGGGGGUGCUGCCUGCCCCGGGCGUGGCAGGGGCAGAGGUGGGCGCCGCUCUCUCCGUGUUAGCUGGCCUAACGGGUGGGGCUACCCAGGACGACUGGCAGCUGACUGCCUGGUGGGGACGGUCAGUGGACAGACCAGCUGCUUGCAGGAGCUGAGAAUAAUCAUGAGUAAGGUUUAGGAUACCCCCCACCUACCUACCCACCCCCCCACGACCCCAGACAUAUCACUCAAGGCUGAGAGGACCUGCAGAGCCACCUGUGGGGGGGUCGGGGGCGAUGGGGGUGGGGGACGGGACUGGUUUGCUCUUCUCCAAGCACCUGAGCUCCCAGGUGAGAAAUACCUGCAGAUUUGUGGGGUGGAGCUUGAGGGGGGCGGGGUUUGAGGAGUGGUCCGCGGAGUCCUUCCGAAGCAGCUGUUUCCUCCAGGGGGACUGAUCGCAGCCCCCUCGGGAUCCAGGGUCCUCAUCCCAGGAGAUUUGCAGCCGCCCCCCGGGGGUUGGCAGCCCUAGAGCUGGAGGGCGUGUGGACCUGUGGGGCUGAGCCAGGAGCCCCCCCCCCCCUCAGGGUCUGUCUGAGCUCCCAGGCUGAGCCCUUGAGGGUUGAGUCACCCACGGGGAGCCCAUUCCCUUGCCAUGGUGCUUGUCUGGGUGCAGCCAGACUCAGCCAUUGUGGAGAGAGGGGGGGGAUGCUCACGUAGCCCCACUCCCACUCUGCGUCUCCAGCACCCGGCUGUCGGUAUUUGUGGCCGGCCAUCCCUGGUGGAGGGAGGGGGCGGCAGGGGCAGGCGCUCGGCUUGCUUCUGGCCCUCGGGGGCUUAGAACUUGGCUUCUAGCCACUCCAGGCCACCAGUAUGUUCCCAGAGGGAGAGCAAACGCCAGAGGCCACAGCAAGAGCCAGAGGCGCUGCCCAGCAUGCUACACUGAGGGAGGCGCCAGAGGCACGGAUGGGUGCCCAGCGGGUGAGGCAGUCAGCCUAUUUGUUGAGCCGUCUGCAACGGUGUGGCUGUGAUUGGCAUCCCACCCCCACCCUCUGCCAGAGGAGUGAGAAGAACAGGUUCUCUAGGACAUUUCUGGGCGAGGAUCUCUUCCCGACUUUGUGUAUCUCCGUUGUGUCUCCCCAUAUCCUGUGGAUAUUUUUUGUCUGUGUGCCCCCCAACCAGUAGCAUGAGCUGUUUCUGGCCCCAUAACCGCUGUCCUGUUGGCUGUAAUGGGGGGGAGGAUGUUUGCCCCUCUUCAACCCCUGCCACCGUUCUCCCAAAUAAAGGAGGGGGGAGCUGGGUGGUAGGUUCUUGCCUGCCUGCCUUCCUCCGCUCCUCAUGGGGGCAGCCUUUUACCAUCACAGAGGUCCUUAGAGUCCCCGUUCCUUUGCUCCAGUGACUGUCAGUCUCUGCUGGUCCCCGAGGAGGUCUGAAUGCACAACGACAAAGCCCCUCCUCUCCAGUCUCGCCCCCCCCCCCCCAAUCAGCAUGCUGUGCUCAGCAUUAGCAACUUAGCCCAAUAAACCUGAAGUCAGACGGGGCCUUCGGUGGUGUUUGUGUCCAUCCGUGGCACCUCUGGCACAAAGUGGGAUCGGGACGUGGCAGCCACCUGGACUGACCCACGGCUCUGCCUGCAUGGGAAGCCACCGAUGCACGUCGGCCUUGACCCGGAGGAAUUUGCCAGCACUUAUUCCACGUUUUGGCUCUUGGGAAACAGACUGAACACACACGGGCCAGCCACGGAUGUCCGUGCGUGGAGCUCUGCUGCAGCACCCUUUGGAGUGGUGGGCGUGGCAGGGCUGGGGAAAGAGGGGAGGGCCCAUUCGGGGUGGAGAAGCUGCACAGGCCGGGGCUUCGGGGCUCAGGAGAGAUACGACCAGACUAGGUGGCCCAUUCUCUACCAGUGACCUCACUGUUUUUCUCACAGCCAGAGGGCAACUGCAGAGAACAGAGUCUGCAAGAGGAUGCCGUCCCAGUGCAUGCACACCACACCACACCACACACACACCCCCCCCAUGCUUUUUUCUGAUCUGAAAAGGCCCUGAGGGGGGCUUUCUUUGCCCUGCUGUAUGCAGCCCUCCAAAGGGGCAAAUAAUCCCUCUGAACAGUUUUGGGUCAGGAAAAAGGCAGCAGGGGAGGGGGAGGCUCUGUGCCGUGGCCCCCACCCAAAUGGAGCCCAGCAUGCUUGGGGAGUGCCACGCCCAGCAGUGCUCCUCCUCAGCCUGGUUCCCGU
Molecule: messenger RNA, 5915 nt
Organism: Sphaerodactylus townsendi
Lineage: Eukaryota; Metazoa; Chordata; Lepidosauria; Squamata; Sphaerodactylidae
Gene: KCNH2
Product: potassium voltage-gated channel subfamily H member 2
Biological process (GO): regulation of ventricular cardiac muscle cell membrane repolarization; regulation of heart rate by cardiac conduction; membrane repolarization during action potential
Cellular component (GO): membrane
Molecular function (GO): inward rectifier potassium channel activity
Source: RefSeq, a predicted model, not a curated record